Messenger RNA from Diospyros lotus (date-plum), 1636 nucleotides. Its product is annotated as WAT1-related protein At3g28050-like. Bases 166 to 1296 code for a protein of 376 amino acids. The transcript has 7 exons. Gene Ontology annotation, cellular component: plasma membrane. Lineage: Eukaryota; Viridiplantae; Streptophyta; Magnoliopsida; Ericales; Ebenaceae. Gene Ontology annotation, molecular function: transmembrane transporter activity. The record is from RefSeq and is a predicted model, not a curated record.
CCACAGCUUGCCUAAAUAAACAAAUUCCGCAAGACGACAACUCCAUCUCUGCCGAAGGCUCAGAACUUGCUGGAAUUUCUUCAUCUCCACAACAAGAUGUGAAUUUUUUCUUUUGUUGAUUCAUUCAUCUGAACAUACAGAGAUAUAAGAGAAGCCCAAAUAUUGAUGAUCAAGAUGGGAGUGAAGGAAGUAGCGCCGUUUGUGGGGAUGGCGGCGGUGCAGUUUAUUCAGGUGGGGCUGAUGGCGGCAAUCAAAGCCGCCACUUCGAGUGGGAUGACCAAAUUCACCUUUAUCUUCUACUCCAAUGCCCUGGCCUCCCUCUUCCUUCUUCCUCUUUCCCUUCUGCUUCACAGAUCCGUUCGUCCUCCAAUAACUUUCUCGCUCCUGUGCAAAUUCUUCUUGCUUGGCUUACUUGGAUGCAUAGCACAGGUAACAGGGAAUGCUGCAAUACAAAUUACUCCUGCAUCAUUUUGCUCAGCAAUGCUCAACCUGGUCCCAGGUUUUACAUUCAUACUUGCUGUUAUUUUCAGGAUGGAAGAAAUCCAUUUUAGAAGGUCAAGUACCCUAGCCAAAACCACUGGAACACUAGUAUCAAUCAUAGGGGCACUCAUUGUGAUUCUUUAUAAGGGGCCAUCAAUUGUGAUGACCCUGUCCCUUCCAAACACCCCCCAGCAGCUUCUCAUGCAACGAUCGAACUUCGUCAUUGGAGGGGUGCUCCUUAUAAUUGACUGUGUGGCUGCUUCAGCAUUUAUCAUCACACAGGUAGUCCUUGAAAAGAUCUCAGAGAUGGUAGAAACAAGUAGAUACAACACCAAUCACCAACAUUUUUCUCUAUGCUUUCAGGCAUUGCUUCUAGCAAGAUAUAGUGCAGAACUGAUUAUAGUCUUUUUCUACUGCUUCUUUGUGGCCAUUAUGUCUGCAAUGUUCUCUUUGGUUGUGGAAAGAGACCUAGCUGCUUGGAGCUUACAACCGACCUUGAGAUUGCUCACCAUUCUUUACUCUGGACUUAUCGGUUCUGCAGCCCAAGUAAGCAUUAUCACAUGGUGCCUGCACAAGAGGGGGCCUGUUUUUGUUGCCAUGUUUCACCCCUUGGGGAUCAUUAUUGCAGCUGCUGUGGAUAUCAUCUUCUUAGGUGAUAGUUUAUACUUGGGAAGUAUGGUGGGAUCAAUUGUUAUUGUUAUAGGAUUUUACUCAGUUAUGUGGGGAAAAGCCAACGAAGCAAAAGUGAAGGAUAAUGGAGCAAGCAGUUUGGAAUCUUCCAGCGAACAGGCCCCUCUCUUACAAAGCACCAAGUAGACAAAUUUGGCAUUCAGUCUACAUUUUCUUGGUCUGGUCACAGUCUUUCCGGCAUCCAUGUAAGUACAUAUUUUCUCGAUUCCAUAUAGAAAUACUCUGUUUCUAGCUUUCAAGUUUUAGAUCAACAAAGAAUGUUAUACUUAACAUAGCCGAACCCACCUAGUGGGAUUAAGGCCCAUGAUUCUUGUUUUAAGUUGUUGUUCUUAUACUCUUUUCAUGUACAUCAUAUCUUUAGUACUCUGUUUUCGCACCACACAAUGCCAGUGGAAGCAUUCAUUUGCUGUAACAUGUUGAACCUUCUAAAUCUUCAUCAUAUAGCCACUCUGUUUUCUAGUAGAAU